AUGUCUUUAAAUUUAACUCUACAAGAAAAUGAUCCCUUCUAUAAAAAACAACCUAUUCGAACACGUAAAAAACGUUUACAAGAAUCAUCACAAACUUCUGCUGAUCAACAAGAAAAAUUAUUUGUUGCUAAAUUAAAACAGUGUUGUGUAAUAUUUGAUUUUUCGGAUUGUGUUAGUGAUCUUAAAAGUAAAGAAAUAAAACGUGCAUGUCUCAAUGAAAUUGUGGAUUAUAUAACGGUGACGAGAAAUUGUUUAGCAGAAAAUAUUUAUCCAGAAGUGAUAACAAUGGUAGCAACGAAUUUAUUUCGUAUUUUACCACCAAUUGGUACUGAUACUGUAGCGGAUGAAACAGGUGCUGAAGAUGAAGAACCAACAUUAGAAGCAUCAUGGCCACAUACACAAAUAGUCUACGAAUUUUGUUUACGUUUUCUAGAAUCUAUUGAUUUUCAACCUAGUGUAGCGAAAAAAUAUAUCGAUCAAAAAUUUGUUUUACAAUUACUUGAAUUAUUUGAUAGCGAAGAUCCACGUGAACGAGAUUUUUUAAAAACAAUUCUUCAUCGUAUUUAUGGAAAAUUUCUUGGUUUAAGAGCAUUUAUUCGAAAACAAAUAAAUAAUAUCUUUCUCAGGUACAUUUAUGAGCAUGAACGAUUUAAUGGCAUUGCUGAACUACUUGAAAUACUUGGAAGUAUUAUUAAUGGUUUUGCUGUACCACUUAAAGAAGAACACAAAGUAUUUCUUGGACGUGUGCUUAUACCGUUACAUAAAGCUCAUUCAUUAAAUUUAUUUCAUCCACAAUUAACUUAUUGUGUUGUACAAUUUAUUGAAAAAGAUCCAUCACUUGGUGAACCAAUUAUAAAAGGUUUACUUAAAUUUUGGCCCAAAACAUGCUCAACAAAAGAAGUUUUAUUUCUCAAUGAACUUGAAGAAAUUCUCGAUAUAAUCGAUGGACAAAUAUUUAAAAAUGUUUGUACAUCACUUUUUAAACAAAUUUCACGUUCUGCAACAUCAUCACAUUUUCAAGUAGCUGAAAGAUCACUAGCUUUAUGGUCAAAUGAAUAUGUUGUGCAAUUAAUUGAAGAAAAUUUAGAACAAAUUUUACCAAUUCUUCUUCCACCAUUAUGUCGAAUAUCUAAAACACAUUGGAAUACAAAUAUAAUAACAUUAACAUAUAAUUUAUUAAAAAAUUUAAUGGAUAUUAAUAAAAAAUUAUGUGAUGAUGUAUUAAAUACAUUACGAGAUGAUGAACAAAAGUCUAUGAUUAAAGAACAAGAUCGAAUAAAUUUUUGGAAACAACUCGAACAACCGAGUUUCGACAAACAAAAUGAAUGA
This is a messenger RNA of Rotaria sp. Silwood2, 1329 nucleotides long. NCBI's taxonomy places the organism in Eukaryota, Metazoa, Rotifera, Eurotatoria, Philodinida, Philodinidae. The record is from the annotation of a GenBank genome assembly.